Aspergillus clavatus NRRL 1 is the source of this 3012-nucleotide messenger RNA. Its product is annotated as isoleucine--tRNA ligase ISM1. Gene Ontology annotation, biological process: isoleucyl-tRNA aminoacylation. Lineage: Eukaryota; Fungi; Ascomycota; Eurotiomycetes; Eurotiales; Aspergillaceae. Bases 1 to 3012 code for a protein of 1003 amino acids. The transcript has a single exon. Gene Ontology annotation, cellular component: cytosol. Gene Ontology annotation, molecular function: isoleucine-tRNA ligase activity; ATP binding; tRNA binding. The record is from RefSeq and is a predicted model, not a curated record.
AUGCCGGAAUUGCCGCGGUCGCUCGUACGGUCGUGGUCGUCGACUCUUAAACUCCCCAAGUCGACAUUCCCCGCCCGCGUCACACCCGCCGACCAGACGAAGUACCUGAAACGAUGCACUGACGAGCUCUACGCCUGGCAGCGCCGGGAACGGCCUGCGGACCGACCGUUCGUGCUGCACGAUGGACCGCCGUACGCGAAUGGCGAGCUGCACGUCGGCCACGCGCUCAACAAGAUUCUGAAGGAUAUAAUCUGCCGCGUGCAGCUGGCGCAGGGCAAGCGCGUGCGGUACGUGCCGGGCUGGGACUGCCAUGGGUUACCCAUCGAGUUAAAGGCUCUGGUGCAGCAGAAGGAGCUUGGGGAGACGGGCGGGUCGAUUGGCGCCGCUGCGAUCCGCAAGGCUGCGCGGAAGCUGGCGGGGAAGACGGUCAAGGAGCAGAUGAAGGGGUUUCGGAGUUUUGGUGUGAUGGCGGAUUGGGAAGGCCACUGGAAGACGAUGGAUAAGGAGUUUGAGAAGCGACAGCUUGGGGUGUUUCGUGAGAUGGUCGAGAAGGGAUUGAUUUACAGAAGGUUUAAACCUGUGUACUGGUCGCCGUCUACGGGGACGGCGCUUGCCGAAGCGGAAUUGGAAUACAAGGAUGACCAUGUGUCUACAGCUGCUCUGGUCAAAUUUCCUCUGGUUUCUCUACCUCCCACGUUGGCUCAGGAUCCCCUGGUGCAAGUCAAGGACCUCAGCGCUGUUAUUUGGACUACUACGCCUUGGACGCUCCCCGCCAAUGCUGUUAUCGCCGUGCAUGAGUCGUUGGAGUACGCAAUCGUCCAGUCGGAUACUCAUGGUCAACUUCUUGUCGCGCAAUCCCGGCUAGAAUAUCUCGAAAACCUGCUGAAGGAGGAUUUGACCGUCAUCAUCCCCUCUAUUCUUGGUUCGCAGCUAGCAGAUCAGACCACGUAUCGACCGCUGUUCAAGUCAGUGGAAGCGGAGCCGCAGCCGAUCAUUGCUGCGGACUUUGUGACUGCUGACUCUGGUUCGGGACUGGUUCAUUGUGCUCCUGGGCACGGCAUGGACGACUAUGAAGCUUGUGUUCCUCGUGGCAUUCCUGCAUUUGCACCGGUUGACGAUCAAGGAAGAUUCACCGACAAGGCCAUGCCGAAGGACCCCGCUCGAUUGAGCGGGAAGAGUGUCCUCGGCGACGGAAAUGCCGCGGUCCUUGAAUACAUCGAUUCGGAGGGGUUUCUCCUCGCGCAGCAUCAGUAUGAGCACAAGUAUCCUUACGAUUGGCGGUCUAAGCUCCCGAUUAUCAUCCGAGCCACCGAGCAGUGGUUCGCGGAUGUGGCCGAUAUCCGUGGUCGUGCGGUCCGAGCCCUGGAGGAUGUCAAAUUCGUUCCGGCUUCUGGUAAGCAGCGCUUGGAGAACUUCGUCAAGAACCGGAGCGAAUGGUGCAUCUCGCGCCAGCGUGCCUGGGGCGUGCCAAUUCCGGCUCUCUAUCAUCGGGGUACCGGCGAUGCUGUGCUUACCAAGGAUAGCGUCUCGCAUAUCAUGUCUGUGAUUGAGCAGCGCGGGAUCGACGCGUGGUGGACCGACGAUCAGAGCGAUCCUGCCUGGAUCCCACCCGCACUGCAGGGAGAGUCUGGACCUGGCUACCGACGUGGAACAGAUACAAUGGACGUGUGGUUCGAUAGCGGUACUAGUUGGGCCGAGAUCGAUAUUCCUCCCAGGGACGGACACCCGGCGGACGUCUACCUCGAGGGCACCGACCAGCACCGCGGCUGGUUCCAGUCCGGGCUUCUCACUUACAUUUCACAUCAGCUUGCCUCGGGGGAGACUACCGCCCCUCGCGCACCGUUCAGAACCCUCAUCACCCACGGAUUUACGCUCGACGAGGAAGGACGCAAGAUGAGCAAAUCGAUCGGAAACGUGAUUCAUCCCCAGCCUAUCAUGGAUGGUACUCUGCUGCCGCCGCUCAAACCGAGGAAAGGCAAGGGAAAGAAGCAGCAAGAGAACCAAGGCCCCGUCUAUGACGCACUGGGCCCCGAUGCGCUUCGCAUGUGGGCGGCCGGCAGCGACUACACUCGAGACGUCGUCAUGGGGAAACAGGUGCUGCAAACCGUCAACACCAGCCUGCACAAGUUCCGUGUGACCUUCAAGCUCCUUUUGGGGGCCCUAUCCGACUUCCAGCCGUCCGACCAGCUUCCCUACGGUCAAUUGCAACAAGUCGAUCGCAUGGCGCUGAUGCACCUCUCCGAGAUGGUUCUCGCUUGCCGCAAGGCAUGUAACGAUUUCGAGUUCUACAAGGCUGUCAACGCCAUGAACCGAUGGGCCAACCUGGAGUUUUCUGCAUUCUACAUGGAAGCGAUCAAGGACCGGCUCUACACGUACGGAGAGAACAGCAUCAGCCGACGCGGCGCGCAAACGACCCUGUUCCACAUCUAUCAAUACCUUCAAGAGGUACUGGCGCCCAUCACUCCCUUGCUGAUCGAAGAAACCUGGGAACAUGCUCCGGAAACCAUCCGAUCGCAUUGCGAACAUCCCCUGAAGCGUAUCGCCUCGCCACCUCCUGUCGAAUGGCAGGACCACUCUCUUGGGACCGACUAUCAUGAUCUCGCGGCGGUCAGCUCCGUGAUCAAGGCCCUGCAAGAGCAAGCGAGAAGCAAGAAACAACUUGGCUCUUCGCUCCAGUCCUUCGUCCAUCUCGUACUCCCCGAGGAUAAUCCAUCCGACUCCGCUCUGCAACGAACCCUGUCCGAGCUCCCUGAUCUCUUCGUUGUUUCCUCGGUGACGGUUGGAGCGCACGGAGAACCGCUCCCAGCCGCUCUCGCAGAAGCGGAGUGGCAGUACAGCGAAGCAUAUGAGCUCCCCAGCGGCGGGAAGGGCGCGGUGUACGUCUACACACCGCCAGCAGGCAAAUGUCCCCGCUGCUGGCGCUAUGUGGUCCCCGAACCCCAGGCCAGUGAAGAGGCGCUGUGUGAUCGGUGUGAGGAUGUUGUACAAGAGCUGGAUGCCAAGGUCCAGUAA